AUGUAUGUUGGCCAUGGUCGCGAACCAACUAUAAUUCUUGAAGCUAUAGCCUCCCAUGAUCUUCGGACAUGGCAUGCAUUCCUUGGACUUUCAGGAUCACAUAAUGAUAUAAAUGUUUUAGAUCGAUCUUUUGUAUUUUCAGAACUCGCCGAAGGACGAUCUCAUCCCGCCAACUAUUCAAUCAAUGGUCAUGAGUAUUCAAUGGGAUAUUACCUUGCUGAUGGUAUUUAUCUUUCAUGGUCAACAUUAGUGAAAACAAUUCCGUAUCCACAAAGUCAUAAGCACAGACAAUUUGCUGCAGCUCACGAGUCAAUAAGAAAAGAUGUUGAACGAGCGUUUGGAGUAUUGCAAUCAAGGUUUGCCAUAGUGCGUGGACCGGCACGUUUUUGGCAUGGGGAAAUUCUAAAAGAUAUUAUGAAAGCUUGCAUCACAUUACAUAAUAUGAUUAUUGAAGAUGAAAGGCAUGCUAAAAAUUUAGAUUUUAAGUAUGAUGCAUUUGAUGCCGUUCUGAAUAUUUCAGUUUCGCAUGACCAUACAGCAGAGCUAUUGGAGUUCAUUCAACGAAAUAGUUGCACAGGUAACUUAGGUGGAUUGUUAACUCGAAAAAUGAAAGUUGUACAGACAGGCAAUUUAACUACAUGUAUUGAUGAACUACUUGUGAGUGGCGGGUAA
Mercurialis annua (annual mercury) is the source of this 672-nucleotide messenger RNA. RefSeq lists its product as uncharacterized. NCBI's taxonomy places the organism in Eukaryota, Viridiplantae, Streptophyta, Magnoliopsida, Malpighiales, Euphorbiaceae. The record is from RefSeq and is a predicted model, not a curated record. Bases 1 to 672 code for a protein of 223 amino acids. The transcript has 3 exons.